Molecule: messenger RNA, 3894 nt
Organism: Eublepharis macularius
Lineage: Eukaryota; Metazoa; Chordata; Lepidosauria; Squamata; Eublepharidae
Gene: MAPRE1
Product: microtubule associated protein RP/EB family member 1
Exons: 7
Coding region: 93-896 (267 amino acids)
Biological process (GO): spindle assembly; regulation of microtubule polymerization or depolymerization; protein localization to microtubule plus-end
Cellular component (GO): cytoplasmic microtubule; spindle midzone; microtubule plus-end
Molecular function (GO): microtubule plus-end binding
Source: RefSeq, a predicted model, not a curated record
CUCCCCCCUCCUCCUAGCAGUGACGCCAGCGCGCCCGGCGUGCGCGUGACGUCAGAUCCCGGGCGAGGCGGGCGGGGCCGGUUUGAACGAAAAUGGCAGUUAAUGUGUAUUCCACCUCGGUGACAAGCGAUAACUUGAGUCGACAUGACAUGCUCGCCUGGAUCAACGAGUCCCUCCAGUUGAAUCUGACAAAGAUAGAACAGCUCUGUUCAGGUGCUGCUUACUGUCAGUUCAUGGAUAUGCUCUUCCCUGGUUCUGUAGCGCUCAAGAAAGUGAAAUUUCAGGCAAAGUUGGAACAUGAAUACAUUCAGAACUUCAAGGUUUUACAAGCAGGUUUUAAGCGAAUGGGCGUUGAUAAAAUAAUCCCUGUGGACAAACUAGUAAAAGGAAAAUUCCAGGAUAAUUUUGAAUUUGUUCAAUGGUUUAAAAAAUUCUUUGAUGCAAACUACGAUGGGAAGGACUACGACCCCGUGGCAGCUCGGCAAGGCCAGGAAACGGCAGUCGCACCAGCUUUUGUUGCGCCGGUGCUUAACAAACCCAAGAAGAAUCUGGGCCCUGGAGGCACAGCUCCUACAAGGCCCAUGGUGGCACAGAGGACAACAGUGGCUAAUAAAACUGCACCUGGAAUUGUUAAAAAGGCACCAGGAGGGAUUGGGGAAGAGGAAUCCGCUGAACUAAUCCAGCAGAUCAAUGUACUAAAAUUGACCGUUGAAGACUUGGAGAAGGAAAGGGACUUCUACUUUGGAAAACUGAGGAACAUAGAGCUGAUUUGCCAGGAGAAUGAAGGGGAAAGUGACCCAGUUCUGCAGAGGAUUGUGGAGAUUCUUUAUGCUACAGAUGAAGGCUUUGUGAUACCAGACGAAGGAGCACCACAAGAGGAGCAAGAAGAGUAUUAACAGUCCACCUACUGUACCAGCAGAGCAGCAGCAGAAUUCAGAAAUCAGAAUUAUUUGCCCCAAUCAUGUGCUUAUCUGUAAACUACUCCAUUUUAUUCUUAGGACUCACUGGUUUCUUUUCCUAAGUAAAAAGUACCUCUUUCAAGUGCACUUUGAGUAAGUUUUCUACUUUCCCCCCUUCCAAUGGGUUUUAUUUGAGAGCUCUUUUCUCGGUUCUGUAGCAGAGCAGUAUUAACAUCUAGUGGUGUAAUUUGGAAGCAAGAGGUUGACUAUUUGGAGUCUGCAGAGUUGCUUGGUUGCUGGUGAGGCACUGAUUUGUGGAGAGUUUGCUGUACUGUGUUGUGCUUUGGGGGGCGGUGGGAGUAUGUAGCAAAAAGACUUCAGGAAUGAUUUUGUUUUUGCAGGAAGGUUGAGCAAAUAUGAAACUUUUUUUCUGCUAUGAAAAAAGAUGCCUUAAGGGGGCUGAAAAUGUGCUUCCAGAUGCCAAAUUAUAUGAUGGGAGGUUUUAUGUGCUCUACAGUGGGGUGAGAGCACGUGGCAUUCUUGUUUUGGAAGGACAGCAGGAUUGGAGCCUGGUGGCACCUUUGGGAGUCGGAGCUCCCUUCUUCAGACUCUUGGCCUCUUGUGUGAGGAGGGCAAAGGGGGCCCAUUAGAACAGCCUCGUCCACCAUCGCCGGCUUUCAGAGUGGGAAGGCCUUACUGCCCCGACCCCCAGACUACAGUGGGGUUGACUCAGGCACAUGAAAGCCUGUUUGGCUGUGCCGAGCCUGUGGGGAAUGAGUCUGUCAGGUAGGUGGACUGCAUCUUCCAAAGCAACAAGGCUGACAUUUUGAACCUCUGCCUGGUUCACUUGCUUACAUCUGUGCUGCCCCUGUCCCUCUCCUGCUUUUGUGUCUCUGGUCCACUGAAUUCUGCGGGUCCUUCUGUUUCCCCUCUGCGCCCCCCCCCCCCUCUUCUCCAGACUUGCUGACUAAACUCCAGUGGAUCUGAUAGUUGGUUUGCAGUUUGGCACUGAAACCAGUCGUGAUCUGCUAGUUGGGCCCCUGUUGUGCAUGUCCUUGUUGAGUCUAGUCCUCCACGUGUAGCCUUCGCCAGGACUCCAGAUCAGUAGUGGGGGACGGGGGAAGAAUUGGUGCGUAUUAAAUAGGAAUGCUGAUGUUGCAAACAAUAUACAGUGCGCAGAUAAAUUUAAUAACAGUAUUUCAUGCUUGUCCCGGUCCCUUUUGUGCAAGAGCAGCCCCCCCCCCCCCCCCCGCGAUUGCUGCUUUUGGGGAGCGUCUCUUUUGAGAUGUUUGCUCCCAGCUGCAGCUAAGACUGAGCCUUAGAGCUUGGUGUGUUUUUGUUCAUUUGCUUCUGGUGGUUGUGUUCUAAAUGUGAGUAGAAAGCAGAGCAUUUUCUGGUGACUGUUGUGUAGUGCAUGAACCCCAAGGAAAGUUCAGAGGAAGACCUAAAAAAAAAAAAUGCCAAAAAACCACAAGCCAUUACUUCAAACAUCAGAGGUGCUAUUUCUCUUGUGGCCUUCUAGAUACUUGUUGUCCUAAACUCUAUUCCACUCACUCCUCUUGACAGGGUUUUUUCUACUUUUAAACAGUUUCUAAAUAAAGUUCUGUUUCAAGAAUGUGAUGUCUGCUGGCGUGUCGUAUUCUUGUGGGGUUGGUUCUAGGUGCGACUUGUAAUAUCUGGUGCUCUUUCAACAAGAAAUCUUGCGGCUUUCGCCUUGUUGCUCCAAAUCACUGCAGUGUUCUUACUGCGCUGAUCUUUUGGCCUCGUCUGGGGUAUAUUUUGUAGGGGAAAGGAGGAGCCCCGGUAAUGGAGCUGAAUUACGGCAAAACCUGUUGGUGGCUGUGUCUGUGUCUGUGGUACCUUGCAUCUCCCAAGCGCCAGGUCACUAGUCACUUGAGUAGCUGAUCCCUGGCAGUGUGGCUGUCUAUCAUCAGGGUCUCUGACGGGGAGCCUUGUCUUUAAUUUGCGAGUGCCCGCAGAACCAAACAAAUGUGAAACGGAGGGCACCUUGUGCUGCAAGUUGAGAAUGUUGAAUUAUAAGCUUCCCAAAGUAUGCUCAGGUACUAACAGGUGUUGGUAGAAUAAUGGUCAAGUUCCCAAGUGUGUUCUCCCACUUGGUUUUUCUUAGAGCCUUAAAAUGGCACAAAGUUGUUUUUGCUGCUACUUGGCAUGAGAUGAAAUUUGGUCACUUCUCAACUUCAGCACAGAUUUGAGUCCAGUAGCACCUUAAAAGACUAACAAGAUUUCAAGUCAAAACUCCAUCAGAUACCACCUUGGGCACAGUUCUUCCUGCAACCUUGAAGGAAAACGUAGUAGUGGCUGGAUUGAGCCUCUGAGGUUGAGAUGCUCUAGCUGGCUUCUGGGGUGUGGCAGGCUUACCUAGGAAGAGGGGGAGUGGCAUGUGGAACAAAUUAGCUGGUGGAGUGAGAAACGAGAGCAGCAAGAAGGGCUGCUGUAGUCCUCAGAGUUUGGCUUCCUUUUUGACUGUCUUAAACAACUGUUGGUAAUGCGUGUCGGAUCUGCACUGGCACAAACAAGUCUUCCAAGUAGCAUCAUCAUUUGUAGAACUACCCCCAGGCCAGAGGAGUCGCUCUCUAGAGCUAAGUUUGCCAGGUGUCCUGAGAAAUAAGCAAAGCCUUCAUGUUUUAAUUUCUAGACCAAGAAUCACCCUAGUUUGCCUUCCCAAAGGAUGGUCGGGACCUGCUGCCCUGGUACAGUACUUGCUGUGAAGUGCUCUACUGCUGAGAGGAUUCCUUUCAGUUGAAAAACAACUUUUCUUAGUCUUAGCAUUUUUUUAGCUAUCUGGAAGGCAAACUCAACAGAACAACCCAAAACAAGAGACAAACUUUUCUGUACCCAACAGCAUAUGUCUGUCUUGCAAGAAAUCUUGCAGCGGAUUUUUUUAAAGCUCUGUUCAGUCUUGUCAAUCUUCUGGCUUGAUUCUUACUGUAACUGUUGAAAGACUUCACAAUAAAAGUACAAGAAUUUCUGUUAC